AAUCGUCUAAAAUGUAAACAUCAACGUCACUUCUUCAAACCUGUUUUGUUAGACGAUUCAAAGCUUUGCAAACAAGUGGCCGCCAAGAUGUUGGAAAAAUUAAAUUCUUGUGGGGAUGAAUUUAUUACCAGCUAUUUGCAUCCUUUAUUUGGUGCAAACAAUGAUUCAGAAAUGUUUUCCCAAAUGGUCUGGAUUUCAUUCUUCUACACCCUUAGUGUCGCUGUUAGUAUGGCCUUAUUUCCAGCACCAUAUGGACGAUACAGCAGCUCAAAGUAUGGCUUCCUGCUUCCUGCAAAAAUCGCUUGGAUAACUCAAGAAUCUCCAUCUUUCAUAGUGCCAGUCAUUUUAUUGCUGACUACAUCUUCAGCGUUUUGGAAUUCCACAGUGAAUAAAAUGCUCUUGAUAGGGUUUAUUAUACAUUACGUAAACAGGAGUAUUAUCUUUCCCUUGUGUGCUCGUGGCAAUGAAGAUACCCCUUUUAUACCAUACAUCUCAGCAAUGGCAUUUUCCAUUUUCAAUGGGUUCAUGCAGGGGCAUUACCUAUUAAACUAUUAUCUGUAUGAUGAACAAUGGCUAACUUCUCCUCAGUUCAUCAUAGGAUUCACCAUGUUUUGUGUUGGAAUGGCCAUCAAUAUUCAUUCAGAUCAGCAACUGAUUCACUUGCGCAAACCUGGAGAAACUGGGUACAAAAUGCCUGUCGGCGGAUUGUUCGAGUACGUGACUGCACCCAAUUUCUUUGCUGAAAUCAUCGAGUGGAUCGGUUUUGCCAUUGCUUCCUGCAGUCCUCCAGCAGCCGUUUUCGCUUUCUUCUCCACAGUCUUCCUUUGCUACAGAGCAUGGCACCAUCACCAUUUCUAUUUAAAGAAAUUUGACAACUAUCCGCGAUCCAGAAAAAUCAUCAUUCCAUUCGUAUUUUAAAUUGUUGGAGUGUUUUGUUCUUUAUGUUUAAAGUAGGAGAAAUCUAGAUGCUAUGGCCAAAUGUUUUUAUGCAGAUCAAACAUAAUUUUCAGAAUAAAUUGAAUCAAAGAGA
This is a messenger RNA of Daphnia pulex (common water flea), 1030 nucleotides long. Its product is annotated as 3-oxo-5-alpha-steroid 4-dehydrogenase 1-like. Gene Ontology annotation, biological process: steroid biosynthetic process. Gene Ontology annotation, molecular function: 3-oxo-5-alpha-steroid 4-dehydrogenase activity. The record is from RefSeq and is a predicted model, not a curated record. The coding region runs from base 88 to 918 and encodes 276 amino acids. Lineage: Eukaryota; Metazoa; Arthropoda; Branchiopoda; Diplostraca; Daphniidae. Gene Ontology annotation, cellular component: membrane. The transcript is spliced from 5 exons.